AUGCGGCAGCAAACCUUCAGUCUUCUCUCUGUCUUCUCUUCUGUUCUUCUUUCGAUGGGUGUCGGAGGGCUGGCUUCCAUCGUGUUUGGAUUGAUUGUUGAUGCCUUCGGUGGCGCUAGCUUCAAUGCGAUCAAUACAAUUGCAUUUAGUAUCGCCGGUGCCGGUGGCGACGAUGAUACACUCAUGUCCACCGCCGCCCGCUUUCCUGCUCAGGCGAUUGGUGCAGCUGGUGGUGUGAUGUCUCUUUUGGAGUUGAUGUCAUUAUAGUACAAACGUCUGCUAUAAGGACCUACUCUAAAAGUAGAUUUGCAUACUGGAGCCAUUGCUGAGGGAGUUUUGACUUUCGUUAUCACUUUUGUUGUUCUCUUGAUCAUCAUCAAGGGUCCUAACAGCUUGUUCUUGAAGAAUUCGAUGUUUUCCAUGGCAACCAUGGUGGUGAUUCUUGUUGGUUCAAGCUACACAGGUCCUUCAAUGAAUCUUGCAAAUGUAAGCAUUACAAAACUCUUUCAGUUUAUAGUUAACAGAGUUCCUUGA
Molecule: messenger RNA, 534 nt
Organism: Lactuca sativa (garden lettuce)
Lineage: Eukaryota; Viridiplantae; Streptophyta; Magnoliopsida; Asterales; Asteraceae
Source: RefSeq, a predicted model, not a curated record